This is a messenger RNA of Daucus carota subsp. sativus, 4106 nucleotides long. RefSeq names its product MDIS1-interacting receptor like kinase 2. Gene Ontology annotation, molecular function: protein binding; ATP binding; protein kinase activity. NCBI's taxonomy places the organism in Eukaryota, Viridiplantae, Streptophyta, Magnoliopsida, Apiales, Apiaceae. The transcript has 2 exons. The record is from RefSeq and is a predicted model, not a curated record. Gene Ontology annotation, biological process: protein phosphorylation. Bases 234 to 3923 code for a protein of 1229 amino acids.
AAAGAAAAAUUUGUCCCCCACCUAUGAUCAUAUCAUUUUUCACAGGACUAGAUUCUUGAUCUCAUCUUGAAUUUAGGGCCUGUUUGUUUAAACUUCAAGUCGGGGGCUUAAAGUGAUUUUCGACUUUAAGUUAUACCUUCUGAAUAGUCUUUUUGCUUUUCCUGUGUAGGCAACAUGUAUAUAUGUUAGCAGAAGAGGUUUAAGCAUCAGAAAACUUGUAAUAUGACCUACAGAUGGGGACAUUUCAAAAACCUCUGUUUGUUCUAGUUCAUAUUCUUUCGCUGUCUUUGUUUUUCUUGAAUGUGACAGCAUCACCAAGAACAGAAGCACAAGCUCUUGUGCAAUGGAAGGAGAGCUUCUCGUCUUCUUCACUCGAUUCUUGGUCCCUCUCCAACUUCAGAAACUUCUGUAAGUGGACUGGCAUUAGCUGCAACUCUGCAGGAAGUGUGUCCAGGAUAAAUCUUCAUGAUGCCAACAUCACCGGGAAUGUUGCACUAUUCAGUUUCAGUUCAUUUCCAGAUCUCACGCGUCUUGAUAUCAGCAGCAACCAUUUUGAUGGUCCACUGCCAUCUAUUGGUACGAGGUUCUCUAUGAUCACUUACUUGGACUUGAGUGCCAAUACUUUUGAAGGUGGCAUACCGCCAGAGAUUGGAAAUCUGAAAGAGCUCAGAUACCUCAGCUUUUAUGACAACAGUCUCAACGGUACCAUUCCAUACCAAGUCAGUAAGCUUCAAAAGUUAUGGUACUUGGACCUGGGGUCAAACUACUUGGCAACUCCAGAUUGGUCCAAGUUUGCUGCGAUGCCUCGGCUGACACACCUCAGCUUUUUCUACAAUGUGCUUGACUCAGAAUUCCCAGAUUUCUUACUUAAUUGCAGGAACCUAACUUAUCUUGAUUUGUCAUCAAACCUACUUACAGGUCCUAUACCUGAGAUGGUCUUCAGCAAUCUGGAUAAUCUUGAAUAUCUCAAUCUAACUGACAAUUCAUUUCGAGGGGCUCUGUCAGCAAAUAUAUCCAAGAUAUCCAAGCUAAAGGAUCUUCGCUUGGGAAGGAACCAAUUCUCAGGUUUUAUUCCAAAUGCUAUAAGUUUGCUUUCUGAUCUUCAAAUCCUUGAAUUGUAUAACAAUUCAUUUGAAGGAAACAUUCCUUCUUCGGUUGGUCAACUAAGCGAGCUUCAGCAACUGGAUCUCCGAAUCAAUAAAUUGAAUUCUACCGUUCCACCUGAGCUUGGCAAGUGUAAUAAGCUUACCUACUUGGCUCUAGCUGGGAAUUCAUUUACUGGGCCCCUGCCUUUGUCCUUCUCCAAUUUGACCAAAUUAUCUGAGCUAGGUUUAUCUGAGAAUUCCCUCUCUGGUGAGCUCUCUCCAGAUUUAAUUUCUAACUGGACUGAAUUGACAUCUUUGCAGCUUCAAAACAAUCACUUAACCGGAUAUAUUCCUCCCGCAAUUGGUAAAUUGACAAAUUUAUCUUACCUUUUCUUGUAUGGUAAUAGCCUCUCAGGACCCAUCCCUUCAGAGAUCGGAAACUUGGCAUAUCUGGUCGCGUUAGACCUUUCAGCCAAUCAGCUUACCGGUCCAAUCCCACCAACAAUUGGCAAUCUUGCCAACAUUGGGGUUAUUAAUCUCUUUUCCAACAAGCUCAGUGGGACAAUACCACCUGAGAUAGGAAACUUAACAACGCUGGUAACUCUUGAUCUAAACACUAACCAGUUGAAUGGAGAGCUGCCCAAUACCAUUGCUGACCUCCAAAAUCUAGAGACACUUUCACUGUUUACCAACAAGUUUUCAGGCUCGAUUCCGAGUGACCUAGGAAAAAACAGUCUCUUCUUGGCUAAUGUUAGCUUUUCCAACAACAGCUUCUCUGGGGAAUUACCAAAAGGAUUAUGCAGCAGUUUUCUUUUCUCUGAAUUUACAGUGAACAGAAACAACUUCACUGGACCUUUGCCAGAUUGCCUGAAAAAUUGCUCAGGACUAACAAGAGUCCGCCUGGAAAGAAAUCAGUUUUAUGGCAAUAUUUCAGAAGCAUUUGGUGUUCAUCCAAAUCUUGUUUUCAUGUCUCUAAGUUGGAAUAAAUUUACAGGUGAACUAUCAUCCAAGUGGGGAAAAUUCGAAAUGCUCACAAAUUUACAGAUGUCAGGAAACAAGAUCUCUGGUCAGAUUCCACCUGAACUAGGCAACUUGACUCAAUUGGGUGUUCUGCAGCUGGAUUCAAAUGCAUUAACAGGUGACAUACCAAGUGAACUGGGACAGCUAAGUCGAUUGUUCAACCUCAAUUUGAGCAAUAAUCAUCUGAGCGGUGAGGUCCCUCAGAGUCUUGGCAACUUGACUAAGCUCCAAUAUCUUGAUUUGUCGACAAAUAAAUUGAGAGGAAGCAUACCAAAAGUUUUUGGAAAUUGUGUAAACUUAUUGAGCUUAAACCUAAGCCACAACAGUCUUAUAGAAGCGAUCCCAUCUGAACUUGGCAGCCUCUCUCACUUGCAAUAUGUUUUGGACCUCAGUAGCAAUUCAUUUACAGGAAUCAUCCCACCAAGCUUAGGAAAGCUAUCGUCAUUGGAGAAUCUCAAUCUUUCACAUAACAACCUCUCAGGUAGAAUUCCUAAUGCGCUAUCAGACAUGAUUAGUUUGCAGUUCAUUGAUGUUUCCUACAAUAACUUGAGUGGACCAAUACCUUCUGGCAAAGUAUUCGAGCAGGCACUGGCGAAUGCUUUUACUGGAAACAAAGGAUUGUGUGGAAAUGCAACAGGAUUGCCCUCUUGUAGUGGAACAACUAAAACUGCAAAGGCAGAAAAGUCCAGUAACAAGGUUCGUAUUAUAGUCAUUGUUCCUGUUGUCAGCAUCUUAGUUUUGGCAAUAAUCAUUGCACUGUAUGUAGUUUUCUAUAAGAAAGUCAAGCAACAUAACGAUGAUUCUAAGAGUUCUGAUAUUACUGACAACUCGGAGUCACUGAUUUGGGGAAAAGAAGGAAGAUGUACCUUUAGGGAUAUCAUAAAAGCCACUGAUGACUUCGAUGAGAAGUAUUGCAUUGGGAGAGGAGGUUUUGGAAGUGUGUAUAAGGCUGUUCUGCUGACUGGAGAGACUGUAGCUGUCAAACGUAUCGGCAUGCCACAAUCUACUGAUGUUCCAGCAAUUAAUCGGUGGAGCUUUGAGAAUGAGAUACGAACACUGACAGAAGUUAGGCACCGGAAUAUAAUCAAGCUCUAUGGUUCAUGCUCCAAGUUGGGGUGCCUGUACUUGGUUUAUGAAUACAUGGAGAAGGGUAGUAUUGGGAACUUACUGUAUAGUGAAGACGGGGCUUUUGAGCUAGGCUGGGAUACAAGGCUGAGGAUCAUUCAAGGAUUAGGUCAUGCACUUUCCUACUUACACCAUGAUUGUACUCCACCUAUUGUGCACAGAGAUGUUUCCCCAAAUAAUAUCUUGCUCGAGUCAGACUUAGAACCACGGCUCUCUGAUUUUGGCACAGCAAGAUUGUUGACCACGGAUUCAACUAACUGGACCAGUGUUGCAGGUUCUUAUGGCUACAUGGCUCCAGAGCUUGCAUUCAGUAUGCGAGUAACAGAGAAAUGUGAUGUUUAUAGCUUUGGAGUUGUGGCACUGGAAAUUAUGAUGGGAAAGCAUCCUGGAGAGUUGAUAUCUUCUCUAUCAACUAAAACAAUGUCGGAAAAUGAUCUAGACUUUAAGGAUGUACUGGACCAGAGGAUUUUGCCUCCCACCGGCACAUUGGCAGAUGAAGUGAUGUUUGCAGUAAAUGCAGCAGUAGCAUGUACACAUUCCACACCAGACUCAAGACCUACCAUGCGUUUUGUAGCUCAAGAACUGUCUGCCAGAAUUCAAACUCGUGAGCCUGAGAAAUUUGGUCAGAUUAAACUAAGUAAAUCACCAAGCCUUCAGAGAGUAAGCCAUGGCAUUUUCUUAGACAGCGAGUAAUGAUGGCAUGGGGAUACAGGUUCUAGACCUAAGAAAGCAUGGAGCUUUCGACUUAUGUUCAUUUAACAUACCAGCUUCUAUAAUGAUCUCUAAUUUUGUGUUCCACAUUACAUAUAUACUAGCCUGUACUAAUUUUGUUUCAGUCUGAGAGAAAAGUUUAUUAUACAGAUAUUUUUUACUUUA